Molecule: messenger RNA, 3933 nt
Organism: Lampris incognitus (smalleye Pacific opah)
Lineage: Eukaryota; Metazoa; Chordata; Actinopteri; Lampriformes; Lampridae
Gene: rnf139
Product: ring finger protein 139
Exons: 6
Coding region: 234-2345 (703 amino acids)
Biological process (GO): ERAD pathway
Cellular component (GO): endomembrane system; endoplasmic reticulum
Molecular function (GO): ubiquitin protein ligase activity; zinc ion binding
Source: RefSeq, a predicted model, not a curated record
CGCCUCAUGACGCACCUUCGUACGUCACGUCCGCGUACAGCCACUUCCGGGUUUUUCGCACAGCAACAGGAGGGUUCUGCGGAGAUGGCGGACCGCAGGGUCCCCCUCUAAAUAACGGCGCGGAGCCGAAGUCGAGCGUGGGGCCGGCGACUUGUUUUUUUUUAAAAUCCGGGUUUUUAUUUUGAGGCUGUAUGGAGAGAAGCGGUCCCCCGGGACUGUCGCUGUGAGGCUGCAUGGCGUCCGCUCAGGUCCGGAUCGGCCAGCAGGCCUUGGCCGUGCUGGACGUGGUCCUCCGGGUCCCCUGCGUCUUUAUUAUCGACGCCAUUUUUAACUCGUACUACGACCCCGGGUCAGGAUGGGCCGAAGCGGCGGGGAGGAUAUUUGUCCGAGUCCUGGGUGUCCUGGUGUCCAGUGUGGUGCUAGUGCUCUCCCAGAAGGCCUUGUUCAAGUUUUACACCUUGCUGUUUGCCGUCCUGCUUGGCGUGGUGGCCGUCCUCAUCAACUACUACACCACCUCCCACAUAGACUUCUAUAGUGCUUACUAUAAAGCCGUGCUGGGCUUCAGACUGCUGCCCCGGAAUGGGCCCACCCUCUGGCUGGGAGUGGCCAUGGUCCAGCUGCUCUUCAGUGUGGGCUACGUCUUCCUUCUCAACCUGCACUCAGUGUUUGCAGCGCUGGUGGUGUUGGACGUCAUGGUCCCCCUGUGGGGGCUGAUUUUAGAGCUGCCUGCAGACGUCAGACAGCUGGUGGCGGUGCUGUCGGGCCUAGCUUUGGCCCUGAAUACGGCUGUAUGCCUGGCCCUGCGCCUGCGGUGGUUCUAUUACUCGUGCCGGUACGUCUAUCUGCUGGUGCGGCACAUGUACCGGCUCUACGGUCUUCAGCUGCUCCUAGAGGACACCUGGAAGAGGAUCCGCUUCCCAGAUGUACUGCGGGUAUUCUGGCUGACCCGGGUUAUGGCCCAGGCCCUGAUCUUGGUCUACGUGGUACGGGCGGUCCGGCAGGAGAGUGGUGAGGUCAUAGGUGGGACAAUGGAUGCCAGCACUAACCCACAGAGUUACCUGCUGAGUUGGGACGUGCUGUGGGACGUGUCCAGUAACCUCAUCAUCUCGGGAUGUGACUCCACCCUCACCGUGCUGGGCAUGAGCGCCGUGAUCUCCUCGCUCGCCCACUACCUGGGCCUCAGCAUCUUGGCCUUCAUAGGCUCUACAGAAGAAGAGGACAAACGUCUGGGUUUUGUGGCACCGGUUCUGUUCUUCAUCCUGGCACUACAAACGGGCCUCAGCAGCCUUGACCCAGAGGAACGGCUGGUCCGUCUGAGCCGGAACAUGUGCCUUCUGCUGACGGCCAUCCUUCACUUCAUCCACGGUAUGACCGAUCCGGUGCUCAUGUCAUUGAGCGCGUCGCACGUCUCCUCGUUCCGCCGUCACUUCCCUGUGCUGCUGGUUUCCCUGGUGCUUUUCAUCCUGCCCGUGGCCCUUAGCUACGCUCUCUGGCACCACUACGCGCUCAACACCUGGCUGUUUGCCGUCACCGCCUUCUGCGUGGAGCUCUGCCUCAAGGUGGUGGUCUCCCUGACGGUGUACGGCCUGUUCAUGGUGGACGGCUUCUACAACGUGCUGUGGGAGAAGCUGGAUGAUUACGUGUAUUACGUGCGCUCCACGGGCAACGUCAUCGAGUUCCUGUUCGGCGUCAUCAUGUUUGGGAAUGGCGCCUACACCAUGAUGUUUGAGUCGGGCAGCAAGAUCCGUGCCUGCAUGAUGUGCCUGCACGCCUACUUCAACAUCUACCUGCAGGCCAAGAACGGCUGGAAGACCUUCAUCAACCGCCGCACCGCCGUCAAGAAAAUCAACUCUCUGCCCGAGGCGCGCGGUGCGCAGCUGCGCAACAUCGAGGACGUGUGCGCCAUCUGCUACCAGGAGUUCUCGACCUCGGCCCGCAUCACGCCCUGCCACCACUACUUCCACGCUCUGUGCUUGAGGAAAUGGCUGUACAUCCAGGACACCUGCCCCAUGUGUCACCAGCGGGUGUACGUGGAGGAUGAGAGCCGGGACCAGGGCACCUUCUCCAACAACAACGGGGGCUACGCCGCGCAGCAGGAUGCACCCAAUGUGGCUCCCCCGCCCCCGCUGGAGCGGGGCCAGCCGGACGCCGGGCCCCUGGCAGAGGGAGCAGAGGGAGCCGAGGCCCCAACUGUUCGGGCAGGAGAGCUAGCGGAGGAGGAGAACGAGGCGCUGGAGGAUAACGAUAGCAUUGAGUACGAUGAGGAGGAGUGGGGGACUCAGAACGGCAGAACGCCUCUAGAGGAAGACUAUAUAAACGAUGACACAGACUCUACCGGGGACUGACCUCUACAAAUCGAUAAAGUUAGAAAUAUCUUUAUUAUAUUUAAGUUAAAAAAAAAAAAAAGAAAAAACAACUUCAGCAUCUUACUUUGUUUUUGAAAACAUCAGGGAUGUUGCUUCCUUUCUUUUUUCUUUUUAGAGUUUAUUUCUUUUUAGACCUUGGAGUUUUGCUCGACAAGGGCUUGUUGAACAUGAAAGUGCUGCUCUGGUUCUGUGUGUGCGUGCGUGUGUGUGCAUGUGUGUAUGUGCGCAUGUGCGCGUGCCGGGGCUGCACAGUGUAGACCAAAAACUCACAAAUCUUCAUCAAAUUAGUUUUCCCGAAUAUUGACGUUUCGAUACAAAUCGACAUGAAAACACGACUCUACUCACGACUACUCACGACUCAUUUGGGUCGUCUCUCUUGCAGCGCUUCGAGGUAAGACAUUGAAAUAGAAACGGUUCUGUUUUGGCCGGUUUGAUUAAAAUAAACAAAUCUCCAGUAUGUAACUUGAUUUGUGGUGAAUUUCCUCCAUAGAACGAGUAAGGCCUCUUGUUGGAAUCAAAGCUAACUCUAUAGAACGGGGCCUCCGAUGGCGUAGGGGGCUAAGGCGCUGUUCUGCACAUCUUUGCGUCAUGCUGCUGGGGCGUUCGAAUCCCAGCCGUGUCAUUUCCAACCACGGCCGGAGGUCCACGUGGGUGGGGCAUUAAUUGGCCAGCCUCACCUGGGGAUAUAGGGGUCUAGGUUGGACUAAGUUCUGGGUUCUCGUCACUCUCCAGCGACCACUCUGGUUCGUCUGGGCGCCUGCAGCUAAGCAAAUAGAAAGUACACUCGCUUUGUCUCUCCUCCGCAGCUGGGCAGUGUCUCUACCUCCGCGAGGUGGCAGUGUGUCAAAAAGUGAGGGCUUGUCGUCGCGUGACUUGGAGGAGGCGGGUGUCACGGCUAUCUCCUUCCCGUCGACGGCAAACUAGAGAGGUUUGCAGCAUGGUUGGUGCUAGAUCCAGCGGUGUGUAGGCACGGAAGUAGACGUGAUUGGUUGUUGGUCAGGGUUAGGGUUUACACUCUUUUUGAAUUUCCGUUGUUAGCGAGCGUUAACGUUAGCUAGCGUUACGGUACGAUCUGGCAGUGUUCAGGUCAGUUGUAAGCUAGCUAGCUAAAUGUUUCAGUGUGCAUCGUUUGUUUCAAGUCAGUGCGCUUCGAGGUUCCGCGCUGUCUUAUUGGCCGAAGCAACAGCCAAUCACGGCUACUUCCGUGCCUGCACCCCGUUGGGCCUAGCAUCAACCUUACAACGUUGGCGGUUCUGCUUCGGGAGGGGGGAGGAGUCGGCUUGCGGACGUAUCUGUGUGUGUGCUGGAGGUGCAGUGGUUCGGCCUGGAUUCGCCUCGCCACGAAGCCGGCCAGAGAGAUGCGGCUGGCGAACGCAUACAGCCCGAGGGUGGGUGUUUGAACUAGAAUAGGGAUCGAUUGGCCACUAAAUUGGGAGAAAUCAGAAAUAAAUUAUAAUACAAAACUCUUUAUAGAAUGAAGUAAAGCUGGUGAUUUACAAGUUGCAGUAGUGGGUUGUGAAGCCCUGGUGGGAGGGUGUGUGUGUGUGUGUGUGUGUGUGUGUGUGUG